GACACAUGACAACCCCGAUGCUUCAUAGAGCACGCGUGGCCUGCCCUCUCUUCUCUUCUCGAGCUCGACCGCAAGCUUCAGCAACGGUUGGCGCGCCAUGUCGCAGUCAGACAUCUCCAAGUAUCUGCAGCAGACGCACGACCGCGUCUUCGAGCACAACCGUGCUUGGGCCGAGGAGCAGAGGAAGCGGGAUCCCGACUUCUUCACCAAGCUAUCCGCCGGCCAGACUCCCGAAUACCUAUGGAUCGGGUGCAGCGACUCGCGCAUCCCCGCCGAGCAGAUCACGGGCCUGGGGCCGGGCGAGGCCUUCAUCCACCGUAACAUCGCCAACCUGGUCGUCAACACCGAUCUCAACGUCAUGAGCGUCAUCAACUACGCCGUUCGCCACCUGCAGGUCAAGCAUAUCGUCGUGUGCGGGCACUACGGCUGCGGCGGCGUCAAGGCCGCCAUGACGCCGAAGGACCUGGGACUGCUCAACCCGUGGCUGAGGAACAUCCGAGACGUCUAUCGGCUGCACGAGGCCGAGUUGGACGCCAUCAAGGACGAGCAUGAGCGUUAUAACCGCCUGGUAGAGGUUAGCGUCAUCGAGCAGUGCCGAAAUGUCAUUAAGACUGCGGCGGUACAGCAAUCCUACGCUAAAAACCAGUUCCCCAUUGUCCACGGAUGGGUGUUCGGAUUCGAAGAUGGUUUGCUCAAGGAUUUGAAGGUGGACCACGAGGCCAUGUUGCACAGCAUUCAAAAGAUCUACAACCUCACGGAAUGAUGGGAGCCUCUGCCCUCUAGGAAGGAUGAACGAAUUUCAUGUAUUAUCUGCAUUGGCCGCAUCCGACCUUGUUCAAAAAUAUUUUCAUCCUAAUUUGCUGCUUGAUGUAAUUAGGUAUAGAAGAGUCCAUGGGGUCUCAUGACGAUCGAAGUAAUUCAUCUAGAGGUGGCAUGGCCAAACUCAUCUCAUAAUUCCAACGCCUCUCCUCCAUAUGCAUUUAUGAUA
Annulohypoxylon truncatum is the source of this 988-nucleotide messenger RNA. RefSeq names its product carbonic anhydrase. The coding region runs from base 98 to 763 and encodes 221 amino acids. The record is from RefSeq and is a predicted model, not a curated record. Gene Ontology annotation, biological process: cellular response to oxidative stress; carbon utilization; cellular response to carbon dioxide. Gene Ontology annotation, molecular function: zinc ion binding; carbonate dehydratase activity. Gene Ontology annotation, cellular component: cytoplasm. NCBI's taxonomy places the organism in Eukaryota, Fungi, Ascomycota, Sordariomycetes, Xylariales, Hypoxylaceae. The transcript has 2 exons.